Molecule: messenger RNA, 517 nt
Organism: Cuscuta epithymum
Lineage: Eukaryota; Viridiplantae; Streptophyta; Magnoliopsida; Solanales; Convolvulaceae
Source: the annotation of a GenBank genome assembly
UGAAUGGGUUUAAACGGGUCAGCCUGCGGGUUUCGGCCUAUUUUGACGGCUCUAUUGGUGACUUGGUGCUAUAUCCUUUCCAAUUAAAGCAAGCACGGUUGUAGAAGCCGAGCUUCAAGCGGUUUACAUUGCUCUAAAUUGGUGAUCAAAGCAUUUAGGAUUUCCAGCUUGAAACUGAUUCUAAGAUGGUAAUCAAAGCUUUGAAAGGUGUUCAAAGACCGCCUUUCCAUCUGCUACAUGCGAUUGAUCAGGUAACCACAAUCUUGGUCAUGCGGGUCUAUAGGGGAUAUGUACAGUGUUUUGAAACAAGGAAUGUGUCGGUGUGGUAUAAAGAGAGAGCCGGCUCCAUUUGGAAGACAAAAACGUACGGGAACCAUUCUGCUGUGCAGCGCAAAAGUCCUUUUCCUCAAAACAUUCAUAUCAGAGAAACACCUCCCUCGAAGAACCUCCAGCCUCAUCGUCCUGUAUCUCGUAUCUGGUUUUAUUUCCGACAGGGCUAUAUAUGAGGGCGUGCAAG